GAAAUGAAUACUUUUAGUUUAAAAAAAUUAUUAAACAAAUACAGUAAAGCACUACAAACACCAGACUAUAGUGGUGGCAGUGCACCCAAUGCAGUACUCUCUCUGCCUCUCGUUCCUUGAGACUCAGAGCUUUUAAUGAGUCUUCUUCCCGCCUCAAAACCCAUCUUUUCAACCUCCAAACUCAGAACAACAAUGGAAUCCAUACUCAAAAAUUACUUUGGUUAUUCUUCCUUUCGGCCGUACCAGAAGGAAGUGAUCGAGAAUAUUCUAGAAAAAAAGGACUGUAUGGUGGUCAUGGCAACCGGAAGUGGCAAGUCCUUAUGUUAUCAGGUACCUCCCUUGAUUGCUGGAAAGACUGGAAUUGUAGUGAGUCCUCUUAUAUCUUUGAUGCAAGAUCAAGUGAUGGCUUUGAAAGAACGGGGCAUUAAAGCUGAGUUCCUUGGAAGUGCUCAGACUGAUCAAUCUGUCCAGAAGAAAGCCGAGAAUGGUCAUUUCAAUAUCUUAUAUAUGACUCCUGAAAAGGCAUGCUUGAUUCCUAGCAGCUUCUGGUCAAAUUUGCUUAAUGUGGGAAUUUGUUUGUUCGCUGUUGAUGAGGCUCAUUGUAUAUCAGAGUGGGGGCAUGAUUUCAGGGUGGAAUACAAGCAGUUAGACAAGUUGCGGGGUAUUCUUGUGAACGUUCCAUUUGUUGCCCUAACUGCAACUGCUACUGAAAAGGUUCGAAAUGAUAUCAUUAACUCUCUAAAGAUGAAAGACCCUGUUGUCUCUAUAGGCUCAUUUGACAGGCACAAUCUCUUCUAUGGUGUCAAGUUAUUUAAUCGCGGUCAAUCAUCUGUAGAUGAGCUUGUUAAAGAAAUUGCAAAAUAUGUAGCUAGUGCUGGUUCAACCAUUAUUUAUUGCACGACAGUUAAGGAUGUUGAGCAGAUAUUCAAGUCACUUCAGGAUGUGGGUAUCAAGGCUGGAAUUUAUCAUGGACAAAUGAAUAAUAAAGCUCGUGCUGAGUCCCACAGAUUAUUUAUAAGAGACGAAUUGCAUGUCAUGGUUGCUACUAUUGCUUUUGGUAUGGGAAUAGAUAAGCCGGACAUUAGACAAGUAAUUCAUUAUGGUUGUCCCAAAAGUCUAGAAUGCUACUACCAGGAAAGUGGUCGUUGUGGGAGAGAUGGUGUGCCAUCUAUCUGCUGGCUUUACUACACAAGAAGUGAUUUUGCAAAAGGAGACUUCUAUACAGCUGAAUCGCACACAGCAACUCAGCGAAAAGCUGUCAUGGAGUCACUGAUGGCUGCACAACGCUAUUGUUUGUUGACUACAUGCAGAAGAACGUUCUUGCUUAAACAUUUUGGGGAGAAUUAUCCGGCCGAUAACUGUGGAAAUUGUGAUAAUUGCCUUAGUUCAAAGAAUGAGCGUGACAUGUCCAGAGAAGCAUUCCUUCUACUGGCCUGUAUUCGAUCGUGCAAGGGGAGAUGGGGCUUGAAUAUGCCUGUUGACAUUCUCCGUGGUUCUCGUGCAAAAAAGAUUUUGGAUGCUCAGUUUGACAGGCUUCCACUUCAUGGCCUUGGCAAGGAUUAUUCUGCAAAUUGGUGGAAAGCUCUAGCUCAUCAGUUAAUUUCUAACGAUUAUUUGACGGAAACUGUAACUGAUGUGUUCAAAACUAUAAGAGUGAGUCCAAAAGGGGAACAGUUUCUUAGUUCUGCCACACCUGAUUAUCAACCACCCCUGGUUCUGUCAGUGACCAGUGAAAUGAUGGACGAUGAGGAAAAUAAAAGCGUUGCUGGCAAUGGAGAAAUUAAAAGUUUGGGUACUUUGGAGAGUGAAGGAUUUUCUGAGACUGAGGCAAAAUUUUACCACAUGCUUUUAGAAGAAAGAAUGAAACUUGCGAAGGAGCUUGGAACAGCUCCAUAUGCCAUAUGUGGCGACCAGACAAUGAAAAGAAUUGCAUUGACUCGACCAUCUACGAGAGCACGCUUAGCAAACAUCGACGGUGUCAACCAGCACUUGGUAACGAAACACGGAGAUCGUUUUCUUCAAGUUAUUCAGCAGCUAUCACACCGUCUUAGCCUUUCCUUGGAUGGAGAAGCAAACUUACAAACUGCUAUUACCAGAAAAGUCUAUCCAGUGUCCGAUCAACAAGGGGUGUCCAAUCAACAGAGAAAGUUAACACCAGCAAAGUUUGAGGCUUGGAAAAUGUGGAUGGAAGAUGGUCUCAAAAUAGAGAAAAUUGCUAACUUCCCAGGUAGGUCAGCUCCUAUAAAAGAACAAACUGUUAUUGACUACAUACUCGAUGCGGCCCGAGAAGGGUUGGCAAUGGAUUGGAUGAGAUUUUGCCAAGAGAUCGGACUAACACACGAAGUGUUGUCAGAUAUUCAGAGUGCCAUUUUAAAGGUUGGCUCGAAAGAAAAGUUGAAGCCUAUAAAGAAUGAAUUACCAGAAGAUGUAAGUUAUUCACAUAUCAAGGUCUGCUUGACAAUGCAAGAGAUUGGGGUGUCUCCCUCGGAUACUAUGUCCAACUGCCACAAGAAACCUGCAGAUCUGCCCAUAGACUCUGAUGAGGAUCCAGUAUCAAAAAAACGACAAAGAGUCGUUGAACCAGCGGAAGGAAUCUCCACACCACCGGAGGCAACUGAGGAUUCUGUGCUAGAUUGGAUUAAGAACUUUAAGGAUGGAGUUACUCUAUCAGAUAUCGUGAAGCACUUUAAUGGAUCUCAAGAAGAAUCUAUCAAUGAGCUAAUCUGUUCUCUUGAAGCUGAAUUUUUAAUCUAUAAGAAGAAUAACGUAUAUAAGAUUAUGUAAUUGAACCAAAAUGUUUUCAUGUAGAUUCCUUAAAUCCCUUGUCUUAUAUAGUACCAUUUUCAAUGGAGUAGCAUGUUUUUCAAGUCCUUUGUUAUCAUAUUCAAAAAAAAAAAAAAAAAUUUACAUUUUUUGAAUCAAUUUAUUAUUUUUCCUUUAGUUA
Messenger RNA from Cannabis sativa, 2944 nucleotides. RefSeq lists its product as uncharacterized. NCBI's taxonomy places the organism in Eukaryota, Viridiplantae, Streptophyta, Magnoliopsida, Rosales, Cannabaceae. Gene Ontology annotation, cellular component: nucleus; cytoplasm; chromosome. The transcript has 20 exons. Gene Ontology annotation, biological process: DNA replication; double-strand break repair via homologous recombination. Gene Ontology annotation, molecular function: ATP binding; nucleic acid binding; 3'-5' DNA helicase activity. The record is from RefSeq and is a predicted model, not a curated record. Bases 136 to 2784 code for a protein of 882 amino acids.